Molecule: messenger RNA, 1782 nt
Organism: Sesamum indicum (sesame)
Lineage: Eukaryota; Viridiplantae; Streptophyta; Magnoliopsida; Lamiales; Pedaliaceae
Product: phospholipase A(1) DAD1, chloroplastic-like
Biological process (GO): lipid metabolic process
Molecular function (GO): glycerophospholipase activity
Source: RefSeq, a predicted model, not a curated record
CCCCCACACACUUUAUUGACAUGUACCUUUCUGCUUGUUGGCAUUAUAAAAGGGCAACUCGAUGUUCUCUCCAGUUGAAUUGAAACCCAAAUUAGCAUAGUGAGAGGGCAGGGGGAGAGGCUUUUAUUCCACUAACACCACAAUCAUAAACUCAACCCCUCCCCACCACUACUACUCAACAGGCCAUGAGGCUCUCAGCUACUAAACCUGUACGGCCAUGCACCUCAUCAAAUCCCACAUCCCGACACUUUGCUUGCACCAUUACCAACUCCAAGAACAACCUCAACACCAAUACUAGACCUCCCAUAAACUUGGAAAACCUCUUCGUCGACUACGAUUUGAGAACCACGUCAUCGUCGUGGCUCGUCGACCCUGCACCGAUGACGACGUUGUCUUCUGUCAAGUUGAAUAAGAGAUGGAUGGACUACCAAGGACUCAAGAAUUGGGAGGGCUUGCUUGAUCCACUCGACGACAACUUGCGUUGUGAGAUCAUACGGUACGGUCGUUUUGUCGAGGCUGCUUACCGGUCGUGUAAUUUCGACCCGUCGUCUCCGUCGUAUGGUAUGUGCCGGUACUCUAAAAGAAAGCUACUUGAGGAGUCGGGCUUUCCGGAGACGGGUUAUCGGGUUACCAAGAAUUUGAUGGCCACCUCGGGGAUACAGUUGCCGGGUUGGGCUGAACGGGGACCGACCUGGAUGGCCAUGCAGUCGAGCUGGAUUGGGUACGUUGCUGUUUGCCAGGACAGGAAAGAGAUUUCCAGGCUUGGGAGACGGGAUGUGGUCAUUGCAUUCCGGGGUACAGCGACGGGCCUGGAAUGGCUGGAAAAUCUCAGGGCGACGUUAACUCCUCUGCCAAAUGGUGAUUGUAAUUGGAAUUGUUAUUCUGAUUCCGAUUGUGAGCCAAUGGUGGAAAGUGGGUUUCUGAGUUUGUACACUUCAAACGACGGAAACCGGCCGAGUUUACAGACACUGGUGAGGGAAGAAAUAGCAAGAAUCCUGGAAAAGCACGGGGAUGAGGCGUUAAGCUUCACCAUCACCGGCCAUUCACUAGGGGCGGCGCUGGCCACUCUCGCCGCCUAUGACAUCAAGCAAACCUUCAAAAACUCGCCGCUGGUCACCGUGAUCUCAUUCGCCGGGCCGCGGGUCGGGAACUGGAGCUUCAGGUGCCAGCUGGAGGAACAGGGAACGAAAGUCCUACGUAUUGUGAAUUCCGACGAUCUCAUCACCAAAAUCCCGGGUUUCGUGAUCGACAACAACGAAAACCACCAGUUUUUAAAACAUUCCGGCAGCUACACCGAGGCAGCGUCAGCGAACCUCGCCGGCUGGGUUCAAAAGCUGGUGGAAGACACACAGUGGGUAUACGCGGACGUGGGCUGCGAGCUACGGUUGAGCAGCCGCGACUCGCCGGACUUAAACAGCAUCAACAUUGCCGCCUGUCACGAACUGAAAACAUAUCUCCACCUCGUUAACGAGUUCGUGGGCUCAAACUGUCCCUUCCGGGCCACCGCAAGAAAAAUGAUGAACAAAACCUAGGUAAAAUCUUAAUGAACUCAUGACUACCCAAAAAAAAAAAAAAAUUAAACCCGUAAAUAUUUCCUUUUUUUCGUACAUGAUAUUCAUGAUUGUACGAUCAAUCCACGGGUCAGGCCAAAAAAUGUGUAGAUAUUAACAUUUUUCCACCAAUUACAAGGUGUGAUUAUUGUACAAAAAAUCCCAUAAAAAUGAUCUAUAAAUGAGUAGGUGCGUGCGCCAUGUAAGAAAAGUAACAGUUCUUGCCGGGGCU